Messenger RNA from Caenorhabditis sp. 36 PRJEB53466, 406 nucleotides. NCBI's taxonomy places the organism in Eukaryota, Metazoa, Nematoda, Chromadorea, Rhabditida, Rhabditidae. The record is from the annotation of a GenBank genome assembly.
AUGAUCCCACUAAACAAUUCCACACCGAAUCAGAAUUCUCAGGUGAGCAAUCGAUGAAUCAAUAUCUUUGAUAAAACUCCGAAUUCAGAUGAAAGUGCAGACUGAGUUCUCGCCGCAAAAGAUGCAAGACGAUGGAGUUUCGAAGACGCCGCUUCUGAAGAAAUUGUUCCGCCGAAAGUUAUCGGCGUGUCAUCAGCAGAUGAUCAUCGGAAAGUAUCGGCCGAAGGCGACGCCCACGAACAUCGCCGAGUUCAUUGAAUCGGAUGACAAAACGGGAGCGUCGGCGGCGAAGAAGAAAAGGAUGAUCGAGCCGGAGAGCUUCGGAGGAGUGGAAACAUCGGAGAGAGGGGACGAGCGGGAGAACGUGACUCCGCAAGGCAAGAUGGUGGCCAGGAAGAUCUGGUAA